CGCCUUCCGGCCUCUUAGGCUAGGCCAGAAAGGAGGUGGAACUCGGUAAUCUGACUGGCGGUUUCCCGGCCGGACUGAGAAGAGGAGCGCGCUGCGCGUCGCGGGAGUAAUCUCCUUGGUUUCCUGCUCUCGCGACAUGGCCUUCAAUUUUGGGGCUCCCUCGGGCACCUCCGGUACCGCUGCAGCCACCGCGGCCCCCGCGGGUGGGUUUGGAGGAUUUGGGACAACAUCUACAACUGCAGGUUCUGCUUUCAGCUUUUCUGCCCCCACUAACACAGGCACUACUGGACUCUUCGGUGGUACUCAGAACAAAGGUUUUGGAUUUGGUACUGGUUUUGGCACAACAACGGGAACUAGUACUGGUUUAGGUACCGGUUUGGGAACUGGACUGGGAUUUGGAGGAUUUAAUACACAACAGCAGCAGCAGCAAACUACAUUAGGUGGUCUCUUCAGUCAGCCUACACAAGCUCCUACACAGUCCAACCAGCUGAUAAAUACUGCGAGUGCUCUUUCUGCUCCAACACUAUUGGGAGAUGAGAGAGAUGCUAUUUUGGCAAAAUGGAAUCAACUGCAGGCCUUUUGGGGAACAGGAAAAGGGUAUUUCAACAAUAAUAUUCCGCCAGUGGAAUUCACACAAGAAAAUCCCUUUUGUCGAUUUAAGGCAGUAGGUUAUAGUUGCAUGCCCAGUAAUAAAGAUGAAGAUGGGCUAGUGGUUUUAGUUUUCAACAAAAAAGAAACAGAGAUUCGAAGCCAACAACAACAGUUGGUGGAAUCAUUGCAUAAAGUUCUGGGAGGAAACCAGACCCUUACUGUAAAUGUAGAGGGCACUAAAACAUUGCCAGAUGAUCAGACAGAAGUUGUUAUUUAUGUUGUUGAGCGUUCACCAAAUGGUACUUCAAGAAGAGUUCCAGCUACAACGCUAUAUGCCCAUUUUGAACAAGCCAAUAUAAAAACACAAUUGCAGCAACUUGGUGUAACCCUUUCUAUGACUAGAACAGAACUUUCUCCUGCACAGAUCAAACAGCUUUUACAGAAUCCUCCUGCUGGUGUUGAUCCUAUUAUCUGGGAACAGGCCAAGGUAGAUAACCCUGAUUCUGAAAAGUUAAUUCCUGUACCAAUGGUGGGUUUUAAGGAACUUCUCCGAAGACUGAAGGUUCAAGAUCAGAUGACUAAGCAACAUCAAACCAGAUUAGAUAUCAUAUCUGAAGAUAUUAGUGAGCUACAAAAGAAUCAAACUACAUCUGUAGCCAAAAUUGCGCAAUACAAGAGGAAACUCAUGGAUCUUUCCCAUAGAACUUUACAGGUCCUAAUCAAACAGGAAAUUCAAAGGAAGAGUGGUUAUGCCAUUCAGGCUGAUGAAGAGCAGUUGCGAGUUCAGCUGGAUACAAUUCAGGGUGAACUAAAUGCACCUACUCAGUUCAAGGGUCGACUAAAUGAAUUGAUGUCUCAAAUCAGGAUGCAGAAUCAUUUUGGAGCAGUCAGAUCUGAAGAAAGGUAUUACAUAGAUGCAGAUCUGUUACGAGAAAUCAAGCAGCAUUUGAAACAACAACAGGAAGGCCUUAGCCAUUUGAUUAGCAUCAUUAAAGAUGAUCUAGAAGAUAUAAAGCUGGUCGAACAUGGAUUGAAUGAAACCAUCCACAUCAGAGGUGGUGUCUUUAGUUGACAGUUCACAAACUUGUGUAAAGGUUUGUGAAAUUCAUCUUCUUACUGCAUCAGCCCUUCCUUAAGAAUGAAACCGACCACGUGGAGGGAAAAAGAAAACAAUUCUCUCUUGGCUUGGUUUUUUGAGAAGUUUACUGACAAAUUACUGUCCAUCAAAUCUGAAAUACAGUCACCUCACAGCUCUUCAAAGAAAACCUUUGAAAGAUUUAUAUCUAAAAGCUGUAUUUACUUUAAAAGAAGUGCAUAAUUACCAAAAUUGUAUGUACUAUUGUACAUUUUUACAACAGCAUUUUCUUAAACAUAAUCUGUUUAAUGAUUAUUGUCCACUGAGCCUGUACUCUGCUUUCCAUACCAAGUAAAUAUGAAAUAAUCUUUGCACAUAACAGAAGAAGCUAUAAUUACUUGGCUGUUGGAGAUUUGUACUUCAGAGUAUAAAUGUACACCAGUUUUUAUAUUUGUGAACUCAUCUGUGGGAGGAGUAAAGAAAAUCCAAAAGCAUUUAAUGUUUUUUUUUUUGUUCUAUAAAGAUUUGAAAAUGUAUUUUUAUAUUAUUUUACUUAUUUGGAAUUUACAGAGCACACCUAAGCAAUUAGGAUAUAACAAAAUUAACCAUUUUUGCAACCAUUUUGUUUUUUAAGCCUUUUUAUUUCUAAAAAGAUGAAAACUUAUAAAUAAAUUCUUAAUUUAUAAUU
Messenger RNA from Chlorocebus sabaeus (green monkey), 2354 nucleotides. It is a transcript of the gene NUP54, whose product is annotated as nucleoporin 54. Gene Ontology annotation, molecular function: structural constituent of nuclear pore. The record is from RefSeq and is a predicted model, not a curated record. Gene Ontology annotation, cellular component: nuclear pore central transport channel; nuclear pore. NCBI's taxonomy places the organism in Eukaryota, Metazoa, Chordata, Mammalia, Primates, Cercopithecidae. Gene Ontology annotation, biological process: protein localization to nuclear inner membrane; nuclear pore organization; NLS-bearing protein import into nucleus.